Molecule: messenger RNA, 532 nt
Organism: Pungitius pungitius (ninespine stickleback)
Lineage: Eukaryota; Metazoa; Chordata; Actinopteri; Perciformes; Gasterosteidae
Gene: dynlt1b
Product: dynein light chain Tctex-type 1b
Exons: 5
Coding region: 75-413 (112 amino acids)
Biological process (GO): microtubule-based movement
Cellular component (GO): cytoplasm; cytoplasmic dynein complex
Molecular function (GO): dynein intermediate chain binding
Source: RefSeq, a predicted model, not a curated record
UAACUCAGUUCCUUUUUAUAUAAGGUUAGCUAACUUACAUUUGCUGCUCGAUUCACACAUGCGAGGUUCUAGUAAUGGACCAGUAUCAUAAAGAAGAGACUGCGUUCGUCGUUGAAGAUGUGAGUAAGAUCAUUAAUGAGUCCGUGGAAGCGGCCAUCGGAGGACAUGCCUACCAGCACAACAGAGUAAAGCAGUGGACCACCAUUGUACUGGAGCAGUGCCUCAGUCAACUCAGCAAACUCGGGAAGCCGUUCAAAUAUAUUGUAACCUGUAUCAUCAUGCAAAAAAAUGGAGCAGGUCGGCAAACAGCUAGCACAUGCUUCUGGGACAACAACUCUGAUGGAAGCUGUGCAGUGAAAUGGGAGAACAAGUCCAUGUAUUGUAUCGUUACUGUUUUUGGACUGGCCAUCUGAACUAACUAAUUGUAAUUGAAGUGUUUAAAAUCUGUAAGAAGUUGUGUAUUUUUCAAAACCACCAGGUUAUGUUUGGUCAUGUUGGCUAAAACUGAAUAAACUGUUAUAACUGUGCUGAA